Hydractinia symbiolongicarpus is the source of this 1153-nucleotide messenger RNA. RefSeq lists its product as uncharacterized. NCBI's taxonomy places the organism in Eukaryota, Metazoa, Cnidaria, Hydrozoa, Anthoathecata, Hydractiniidae. The record is from RefSeq and is a predicted model, not a curated record. The coding region runs from base 273 to 1046 and encodes 257 amino acids. Gene Ontology annotation, cellular component: cytosol. The transcript has a single exon.
UAAUUACAAUAAAAAACUUGAAAAUUGGUACGAUGGAAUAACAUGAAAUCCCUUUAUGUCACUUUUCCCUUCUUUAUAUUUUUCCCUACACCACUUUAUAAAGUAAAGCUAUAAAUAGGUACCCAAUUUAUGUCAAGAAUCCUUCUUCAGCCCUAAUAGUGCUGAAGUAUUGCCCAAAGUAGGAGUACUUAGAAUAUUUAUUUUUGACGUUAAAUUUAUCACAACAUUAAACGCAAUAUUUGGGAAGUUAUAUACCUUAACGUCAUACAAAGAUGGUUGUGCACUCUUCUCCAGUGAGAAUCAUGAAGUUGGCACUGUUAGUGACGGAGGAUGGUGAGGAAUAUGGCGGUGAAGAAGCAGUUGCUGAUACCAUCAGGCAACGUAUUUAUGAAAUCGCUGGUGAAGGAUUGGUCGAGAUUAGUGAGUACUUCGUUGUUAAAGGACAGAUUCCAAAACUUGAUGAGAAUUAUUUUGAUGGGUUUAUUAUUACUGGUUCGCAUCAUAGCGUCAAUGAGGAAACAGACUGGAUCCAAAAAUUGCAGGAAUUUAUAGUAAGUCUUUAUAAUGUGCCGAAUGGUCCAAAAUUAGUUGGAAUUUGCUUUGGACACCAACUGAUAGCUAAAGCAUUUGGUGGUAAAGUUGGCAUGAAUCCGAAUGGGAAAUUCAUUUGGUGUAGUGGACAUGUUAGAGUCAGCCAUGAAUUUAGUCAGAAAAAAUAUUUUCAAGAAGCCUGGGGUGAGAAUGCAGAUCACAUUCACAUAAUGCAAUCUCACUAUGAGCAAAUUCUUGAAAUGCCGUCAAACGGAUUAACCGUGGGUUCAUCUGAAGAUUGCGAAAAUGAAAUGAUUUUAUAUGGUGAAGAUAGAAUUCUCACAAUGCAAGGACAUCCUGAAGUAACCGUGAAUAAAAUGGUUGACUUUUCGUUACCAAUCCUUAAAUCGACUGGGCAAAUAACCAAGGAGGAAGAAAACCUAGCACGAGAUUCGUUUCAAAAUGACAAUGGAGAUGCUUUAGUUAGAUUGAUAAUAAACUUCUUUAAACCAUGAAUAGCGUAUGUAUGCACAUUACAAAAUAUAUGAAAUUAUUUAAUUAUAAAAUAUCGUGUCGUGUAUCGUGUUAUUAAUGAAACAAAAAUUUAUUCUUUUACAAAGUG